AUGCUACCUUCACGAAAUAUCUUGUUCUUCACCAACAGCGAGCUAGGUCAAGCUAACGUAGCUCUCGCAGUGGCAGAGGAAUUCCUCCACCGCAAUGAAUUCUCCGUCCACAUCGCCUCCUACAGCCAGCUAGCACCCCUGGUAAAUGAACUAUGCAAACGGAGUCCCCAGCCAGCGAAAUUCCACGAAAUACACGGGCCAUGCAUGGAAGACCUUGCGAUUCGUACACAUGUCGGCCUCAUACACCAUAAACCAGGGAUAAUGGGCACAGUGGAAGGCUUCCAAAAAGUCCGUGCGGUAAUGUCUAGCUGGACAUUUUCAGAAUACGGAAAAGCAUACCGAAGCUGUAUCGAUAUAUUGAAUGAGUUUAAUCCUGCCGUGGUGGUUGUUGAUCCGAUACUGCAUGUGGGUUUGAAUGCAUGCCAGAGCGUUGGAUCAUCUCGUGUUGUUAUUCUGUGGCCAGUUCCACUCAAGGACGUCGUGAUCCUGAACCAGCCUAACGCAGGAUUCUUAUGGAAGUAUCCCAUGACUGGAUCGGGGUAUUCGUAUCCACUGCCGUGGACAUUGAUACUUCCGAAUAUGUAUCUCGUGCUUCGUGCAGCGAUGGCUAUGACCACGAGAAGCCUUUCGUCGGAGACAGAUGAAUUAGGAACAGAUCCCCAAGGAAUGAGUCCGUUUCCUUUGACCAAUGCUUAUCAUAAGGACUCACUGCAUUUAACACCAGCAUUUCGGGAAAUGGAUUUCCCCUUGCAUGUACCAGAUAAUGUCGUUAGUUGUGGGCCGAUCCUCCGGUUUCGAGGUCAUCAGUCUCUUUUGGAAAAGGAUCCUGAGAUGGCAGCAUGGCUCACAAAGCCGACUAUCCUCAUCAGUCUUGGAUCUCAUGUGAAGCCCACCGAAGAUGUUGCUAUUCAAAUGGCACAGGCACUCCAGAGUGUACUCGAAAAUCACACUGACCAUCAAGCAUUAUGGAAACUACGAUACGACUGGAAGAUCUCAGACGCUUUUCAAAGGGUUCUUGGGACAUUCAUUGAUGCAGGGUCUGUGAGGAUAGUGCCUUGGAUACAGUCGGAUAUCAUUGAUGUUCUCGAAACCGGUAAAAUCACGGUGUAUGUUCAUCACGGAGGCGCAAAUUCAUACUUUGAAGCAUGCAAAGUGGGCGCCCCGCAAGUCAUUCUUCCGCAGUGGCUCGACACAUACGACUGUGCCACGAGAGUCGAGUGGCUAGGUAUAGGACUCCACGGAAGUCGGAAGGCAGCCCCCGGGAUUGACGCAGAGGAGUUUUCUCAAGCGCUAGAGACAGUAUUGCACGACAAGAGUAUCCAUGCCAAAGCGGCUGCUAUGCGAGAUAUUUGCAAGACGGAGGGACGGGUUCUGGCGCACGAUAGGAUCGCGAAUUUCGCUCAUUGA
This is a messenger RNA of Penicillium longicatenatum, 1407 nucleotides long. Its product is annotated as glycosyltransferase. The record is from RefSeq and is a predicted model, not a curated record. Bases 1 to 1407 code for a protein of 468 amino acids. NCBI's taxonomy places the organism in Eukaryota, Fungi, Ascomycota, Eurotiomycetes, Eurotiales, Aspergillaceae. The transcript is spliced from 3 exons. Gene Ontology annotation, molecular function: UDP-glycosyltransferase activity.